AUGGCCAAUAAGCGGGAAAGAGCCGUGAUUCUAGACGCUAUUGAAGAUGAGUAUAGGCACGAUCUUGCCCUUCAUCUUUAUUCCACGUUUUUACUCCAUCAAAUUAACCCAUUCUUCCCACGAAGAAAUUGGGCAAGUUGGCCCGUUCCAUUUGAACAAGUCCCAGAUCCAGGAACUGAAAAGAAAUAUGUUUUACCUGAGAAUAUCCAGAAGGGGGCAACUAUAAUGCCAUCAUUUGGAGUUUUAGGAGGAGGAUCUAUUAAGCGGCAAUUAUCUAUCGAGCCUGAAGAAGAUGAUACUCUAUUCAAUGAACAAUACGUCCCCAUUACAUCGAUCAUUAUUAGUGAAACACUUACUGAUCCAUUGGAAGAUCUUCGUAUAGAACUUAAAGCAUUACUUGAACGUAAAAUUCAAGACAAACUCCGUGCUAGGGGGAAAACAUCAGCGACAGAGAUUCAAGAGCACCUUCUUGAUAGUAUGGUAAAUAAAAUGAUGACCAAGAUAACGGGAACUUUGGAUACCACACUAGGACUGAGAUUAGAGGCUUCGAGAGCCCCUAAUUCAACCCGCUUGUUGAAUUGGCAGGACAUUAUUGCUGCUCGAAUUUACUCUGAAGAAGAACAAAAUUGUAGAAUUGAUACAAAUCAUUUAAAGCAAGUUUACACGAAAUGUGAGAAAUUAUUCAGGCAUCACAAUUAUAAAUAUGAAUAUGAAGACAAUGAAGAUUUACUGGACGAAGAAUGUAUUCAGCCAGAAUUUGAAGUAAAUUCAUAUUUAGAUCAUGUUGAAUCUAUUAGUGUUAAUCAGAUUAAUUAUUCUAAUUUCAAAGAAAGGGUCUUGAAUAAUAAAGAGGAAGAAUCACGAUUAGCGGCAUCCCGAAGAGGGGUUAUCAUGAAUAAAUUAAAUGUAUAUGACCGACUACAUGAUGUUUCGUGGGAAGAUAAUCUUAAUAUCACGGGAACAAAGUCUCGUCUGAGACUUUCAUUGAACAAAAAUGAGCAAAGGGCGUUGCUCAAGAGUAAUAUGGGAAUUAAUGAGGAUACAUAUAUAAUUUAA
[Candida] anglica is the source of this 1056-nucleotide messenger RNA. Lineage: Eukaryota; Fungi; Ascomycota; Pichiomycetes; Serinales; Debaryomycetaceae. The record is from the annotation of a GenBank genome assembly.